AUGGGUCGUCUUCACGUUCCAAUCAUGGCAGACUCUCUUCUCUCCUCCAUCACCACGUUUCACACAACGAAGAUAAUCGUCAUGGAUCCUACCAAGUACUCCUUUAUUGGUUCCAUUCCUGACACCAUGCUUGCAUGCGUGUCUGCAACAAGCAAUGUUCUGCAACAAUACAAGAAGAUUCCUUCUUCGGGUCCAAGGGAGCUCACACUAGCCAUGGUUCGCUCCAUUGAAGAGGUUGACAAGCCAGCAAAGAGGGGACUGAAAGCUGAGACUCAGAAGGAGACGAAGCAGAAGAAGCCCGCUCGGAGACUAAUACUCCAAUCUUCAAGUGAUUCAGACUCAGAGUAUGUUCCUCCCAAACACAAAUCUACUCCUUCUUCAGAAUCUGAAAGUGAAAGCUCUGACGAUGAGAUUUCGGGUCAUGGUGAUACCCCACCUCGCUCACCUACCCCAGAAAUUCCAGUUCGCUCCCAACCUCCUUCUCCUUCACCCGUUACCAUCCCAACAUCCAUCCCUCCAAUAUUUCCUAUCCUUACCUCUCAAACAUCAACCACUAUUCCCAUCCCUACUCCAAUCUUCACAGACACUACCACUACCACCACUACUACAGGGGCUCAUUCUAUAGCUCCCACCCCAUCUGUUACAACCGAACCACCAGUAACAACCGAACCUCCUACCACUACCAAACCCUUAUCACCUACCCCAUCUACUGACACCACCCCAGUUCUAGGUGGUGAGGACUUGGAAUUUGAUUCCACUUAUUUCAAUCCUUACCCAGUACAAAGUGAUGAAGACGACGAUGAACCUGUCACCAAGCGUCAUCUCAAAGCAGUCAACGAUAAACUCGAUCAACUGCUUUUCUCCUCUUCAUGUGGAGCUUAUUCUGAUGCUGCUUUAAAGGAUUUGUUCUCCUCUGUCGUACAAGAACACAAUGCCUCCCUUACUGCUGCAGCCAAGGCCACUGAUGCCUCCACUUCCCAAUGCCAUAAAGCCUCCCUUGCAGUUGAGGCUUCCACCAAGGAGUGUAAAGAGGAGACCACAAAAGUGGCAACUCAGAAAAAUUCUCAAAGUGUGAACGCUUCGGUUGAUAACCUUCAGCAUUCUCUUCAAGCUGAACGGUCCAACCUUGAAGCUGCUCGUCAAGCAAUCGAAGCAGCCAAUGCCACUCUGCACGACAAUGUCAAUGAUCGAUUGACUCAAUUGGAGGCAGAGUUGGCUGUUGAGAAUCGCAUCAUGGAUGAACUCGACAAACGAACUUCUCAGCUGAAGAUACAGAAUCUCAAACUUCGUACUGCAACAGCUGAACUCAAUGACUUGAAGUCUAAAUGGGAGCCGAAACAAGGGGGAGAGAAGGUAGCGAAGACUCAACCUCCUCCUGAACCGAAACCAACUGUUACACCGAAGGUUAAUGAAGCUUCAGUCAGUAAUAGAGACAAGAAGAAGAAGAAAAUUGGGGAGGAUGACACUGAUAAUGAAGACGAUGUUUAUGAAAAGGAUCCUGAAAAGCCUUUUUCGAAAAAAAAAAUCUUCUGA
Molecule: messenger RNA, 1533 nt
Organism: Lactuca sativa (garden lettuce)
Lineage: Eukaryota; Viridiplantae; Streptophyta; Magnoliopsida; Asterales; Asteraceae
Source: RefSeq, a predicted model, not a curated record